Molecule: messenger RNA, 1182 nt
Organism: Talaromyces stipitatus ATCC 10500
Lineage: Eukaryota; Fungi; Ascomycota; Eurotiomycetes; Eurotiales; Trichocomaceae
Exons: 4
Coding region: 103-1182 (359 amino acids)
Biological process (GO): polysaccharide catabolic process
Molecular function (GO): cellulase activity
Source: RefSeq, a predicted model, not a curated record
AGACAAGACUACCAUUUGCGUACUCACCACUCUACGGCGUCCUGCGUCCUGGGAUUAUUCUUCUACCCUUCAGUCGUUAUUUGAGUGAUCGAGUUCAGUAUCAUGGCCUUCCGCUGGAUUGUCAACGCAGGCCUCAUCGCCAUCCCCAUCGGAAGCACCCUCGGCGUCCUCUUCGGUAUCGACGCAUCGCGACACGCAGCAGGACAAGCCCCGUUAUUCAGUCCUCCCGACGACGGCACUGGUAGCGGUGGUAGUGGUAGUGGUAGUGGUAGCGGCGGUAGCGGUGGUAGCGGAGGAGGCAAUAUACCUCCCGAUAGUACUGGAGGUGGCCAUGGCGGAUCUCACUCAAACGAUACAGAGUUGGGAGUGACUGUGUCAACGUAUUGCAGUUUGACAUAUGGUAUUUUGCCGCCGGCGAAGGGGGGAUUAAAUUAUUCGCUGAAUCCGAAUCAAUGGGGUGUUUUGGCUCAGGAUGGUCCUGAUGCUCCAUCCGGCUUAUGCAUGAAUGUAACAACAUUCAACAACCAAACAUAUCCCACCAAAACCUCCGCCCCCGAGUGGACAGUUACAUGGAAAUACGAUAUGGGUCCAGAAACCCAACCCGUCCACGCAUACCCCAAUAUCCAAGUGUUGGACGGUCUACCCGUGACGUUAUCAGACGUCAAAGCCGUCAACUUCGACAUGGCAUGGAUAUACAACUUGGGAAACGAGACCAAACCAACUUCAGAUACACCCGAGUUCGACUCGAUCUCACUCAACACCAACGUCGCUAUCGAUAUGUUUUUUGACGGCAACGAAACGAAUGCAAGCAACAGCUCUCUAGCCGCGUACGAAAUCAUGGUCUGGUUUGCGCAUUACGGUAAUGCGGCGCAGGCUAUUGGUAACUCGUCUGGUAUCGUGGAGAGGAAAAUCAUCAAUCAAACUGAAUUCGACCUAUAUCACGGCUCACACAUUAUAGACGGCAAGACGCAAAACGUCUUUACAUGGGUGGCAUCAGAAAACAUAGAGUCGUUCUACGGCGAUAUAUCGCCACUAAUCACCGAGCUGACCAGCAAGACCGGCACCGAAUAUCCCAAGGAAAGCGAUUAUAUGGGAUCCUUUGGUUUUGGGACAGAGGCAUACUCCGCCAAUCAAUUCGUCACCUUCCAUGUUCCCAGACUUGAAGUAAAUAUUCAGACUUGA